Triticum aestivum (bread wheat) is the source of this 1145-nucleotide messenger RNA. RefSeq names its product putative ATP synthase protein YMF19. Gene Ontology annotation, cellular component: mitochondrion; membrane. Lineage: Eukaryota; Viridiplantae; Streptophyta; Magnoliopsida; Poales; Poaceae. The coding region runs from base 456 to 926 and encodes 156 amino acids. The transcript has a single exon. The record is from RefSeq and is a predicted model, not a curated record.
AAUCUUCUCCGAUUAUACGGAAGCCGGGGACGCAAGCGAAUUCGUCGCAAUAGCCACCAAUCUGGCGAAGCGGUUUCGCCGCGCCGAGCUCGGUGAACCGGAUUCUCCCGACCCCGAUGCGCCUUUGGAAGAGCAGGAGGCUCAUUCCACGGGAUCCCCUGAAAGCACAAAAGCAAAUGAUGGGGCGAACGAGGCAGGCCCGUCUUCUUCGCGGAAGCGUAAAAGGUGGGAUGAUGAUUCGGGGUCCGAAGAUGAUGAUUCGGGGGGCCCCGGGGAAUCUCCAGAUCCAGUGGAAAUCGUUUACGAAGGGGAUGCACAAGGGUACAACUGGGAGGGGAAUUAGGUUGGCCGCCAACUUCGCCUGCCUUUCUAUCUGAGUUCUUCCCUCUUGAUGCUUUCGAACGACUCCUAAAUUUCACAAAAUCCUUUUUUUCUUAUUUGAAAUCCAAAUCGAAAUGCCUCAACUUGAUAAAUUAACUUAUUUCUCACAAUUCUUCUGGUUAUGUCUUCUCCUCUUUACUUUUUAUAUUCUCUUAUUUAAUAAUAAUAAUGGAAUACUUGGAAUUAGUAGAAUUCUCAAACUACGGAACCAACUGCUUUCGCACCGGGGGGGCGAGAUCCGGAGCAAGGACCCUAAGAAUCUGGAAGAUAUCUCGAGAAAAGGUUUUAGCACCGGUCUCUCAUAUAUGUACUCCAGUUUAUCCGAAGUAUCCCAAUGGUGUAAGACCGUCGACUAUUUGGGAAAAAGGAGGAAAAUCACUCUGAUCUCUGAUUUCGGAGAAAUAAGUGGCUCACGAGGAAUGGAGAGACAGAUUCUCUAUUUGAUCUCGAAGUCCUCAUAUAACACUUCUUCCAGUCGGAUCACUUGUUGGAAAAACAUAAUGCUCACACAUGUUCCACACGGGCAAGGAAGCAUAAUAUCAUGAAAGCCGUCUGAUAAUCUUUCUAUAGGUUCCCCGAAGAGAAUGGAAAAAUCACAAAAACACUUUCUAUAUGUUCUGUUAUUUCGAGAUUCGAAGAAGCAAGCAAGUUUUUCAUAUAGCUGUUUCCUGUGUAGUGAUCUCUGUUCGUGGAGAUCAUGAGGCCCCUGAUACCCUGUGGUACGGGGGGGGGUAGAAGAGUGGGCAUGUGGGCUUCUAUCAAAA